AUGGCAACACAUGAUGAUUUCACAGCAGCUAAGUACCGAGCCCCUGUUGCGGUGUAUUGUGGGAGUGUCCCCAAAGUCAAACCCAGAUACAGAUCGCUGCGAGGGGGAAGCAUCGAUUCAAACUUGCAGCUGUAUGGAAGCAGAUGGACGACAGCAGAUGAAGCCUCUCUUCAGUCUGUACUGAAAGUCCAGAUGAAAAAACAGUCAUGCUUGUGGAGUGGAGAUGGGGGCCCACCUUAUCCCAGAGCCAUUUCCUCUCUGGAGGGCUUGGACAGCCCCACCUUGAAACAGGAUCCCAAAGAACUGGAGGUGAGCAGUGCGGCCAUGGAAACUGCUCAGAUCAAGGACAAGCUCAAGAAGAGGAGGAUCUCUGAGGGCUUAUUUGCAUCACACAGAGGCUUGCUUGACUCCAGUGGCCCCAAGGAGGUUGCCCUGAAGCCAGCUGUUUCCAGAUCUGCCUCUCAAAGGCUGCUGCUAACUUCCAAGCCCAUGCCUCCCAUUCAAAGCAUCCCUACCUCCCCAGAAGCCAAUGGCACAGAUGAAAGGGAGCAGAAGACCUUGGAGAAUGGCAUGAUCAGCUGGAGCCGUGGUGAGACCCACACUGAGCUGACUCCAACUUCCCAAGAGACUUCCCGGCAGUACUUGCAUUGCAAUGAUGAGAAGAUGAGGAAGUCAUUAGGUUCUGCUUUGAUUCCACCUAUUCCCAAAUCAGUGAGACCACCUGAUAGAGACUCUGGCAAUUCUCCAAUGCCUCUUUCAAGCUCUCAGCAAUUGGACCAGGCUGCUCUCACUAUACAGGAGACUGCUGAGAUAAGGUCAAGGCCAGACAGCAAUGCUGAGGAGAAGAUCCUUAAAUCUCUGGAAUUCAGAACUCUGGAACCCAUUUUGCCUGCUCCCAAAAAUGGCUUGACCGGUAGCAUGAAGCCUGCUGAAUAUUUACUGCCAUUAACAACCCUCUCCCUCAGCCAGGCCAAGGAGACAGGACCCCUAUCGAGCCCUCAUCUUUUAAAGGGUGAUGAUUGGAAGGAGAGCAAUGGAAGGAUCCACGUCACAAUAUCCAAGUCAGCUCAGGAGAAAAUGCGCCAGAAGCAAAUGAAAGAGAUGGAGCUUUUGCGCAGCGAGAGAGAGAAGGAAAGGUCCCUGCAGCUCCAUGAGCAAUUGCAGAACGUUGACCCAGGGGCUAUUGCUCAGGAAGUCCCCACAGGUUUUGGCCUGCUUAACACCAAUGGGAUCAUUUCUAUUACCCCCAACGUGACCAACCCAUGCAGAGCCAGCGUUGGUAUUGCCUUAAAGAAACGGGUCAACAGGCCAUCUCUGCCUAGUAUCCCCAUCAUCAAUCAUGACAGCAGCUUCAUGCGACACUCAUCAGCUAACUCCCUGCCAGCAAACACUCUGGAUUCUCCAGAGGGGGAGGAGGAGUCUGAAAGUGGGGAAGCCUUGGAGAUGAGACCCUUCUCUCACCCGGAGCAAGGGCUGGUUGAUGCUCUCAAGUGGCUCAAUAGCAAUGACUGGUCACUGAAGGAGAAAGGACUUUUCAGCAUCAAAUGCCUGGCUACCUGCCAUUCAGAAGUCCUCCUUUGUCGACUUCAUGAUGUUUCCUUGGCAGUUACCAGAGAGGUUAGCAACCUCCGCUCAAAGGUGUCUCGCUUUGCUAUCAGCACUCUUGGCGAGCUCUUCAGGACCAUGAAGAAGCACUUGGACCAGGAGGUUGAGGAGAUUGCCCGGGUCCUGCUCCACAGGACAGGGGAUUCCAGCGAGUUCAUUCAGAAAGCAGCUGAUCGAUCCCUGGGCGUCAUGGUGGGGAGUGUGACUCCCAUGCGAGCAAUGGCUGCCCUCAUGGCCGGUGGAGUAAACCAUCGUAACCCCCCCGUUCGAAAGUGCGCCGCUGAACACUUACUGACUGUCAUGGAACAGAUUGGGGCUGAGAAACUUCUGUCAGGCACCAGAGACAACACAGAACUACUGGUCCAGACUCUGGUGAAGCUUGCUCAGGACUGCAAUCAAGACACUAGGUUUUACGGCCGGAAGAUGCUGAAUGUGCUGAUGCCUCAUCCGAAAUUCGAUGGGUAUUUGAAACAGUCUCUCCCAUCACAUAACUUGCGAAAUGUUAUGGCAACAAUAAAGCAGAAAGGGAUGGAAGACAAUGUAUCUGAACCUCCUUCUGCCAAAGGCCGCAGGGAGUCUAGGAACAGCAGCUUGACUGCCUCCCAGGACAGUCUGCCUUCCAGCGAAGGGUCCAGAUCAGACACCCUAGCACCAGCACAGCCAGUGGUUCGUCGCUCAUCUCUCCGUAGUGUGGAAGCGAUGGAGCAGCUCAAGGAGCUGAACAAACUCCUGAUGGCCAAGGAGUUUCAGACACGAAUGGAGGGAGUGACACUGCUGGUGGAGCAUUGCAGGAACAACCCCCAGUUCGUCUCCGCAAACAUUGUCCAGAUUUUUGAUGCUUUUGCCCUGAGACUUCAGGACUCCAACAAGAAAGUGAACCAGCACGCGCUAGAGUCCGCUGCCUCCAUGAUCCCUAUCCUCAAAGAGGGUUUACACCCGGUUGUGGUCUCCAUGGUGACGGUUGUCACUGAUAACUUGAACUCUAAGAAUUCUGGGAUUUAUACUGCAGCAGUGAGGGUGCUGGACACAAUGAUCGCUAACCUAGAUAAUGCGUUGCUUCUACAAGCAUUUGCCAGCAGAGUGCAUUUCAUCAGUGGUCGAGCCAUGCAGGACAUCACGGAACACCUAUCAGCGCUUGUAGCUUCUGUCUACCCUCGGAAACCCCAGGCUGUGGAACGUCACACCCUGCCUGUUCUCUGGUAUUUCCUGAACAACAUGAUCGGAAAUGGGGUGUUACCUGGUAGGAGCGGGAAUGUCAGGACUGUGGUCUGCAAGCUUGCUAAAAGCCUGUACAAAGAGAUGGGACGCAGCCUAGAGGAUCAUGCUUCCAGCCAACCACAACAUGUGAUAAAAUCCCUCCGGGACCUUUUAGACAUGGAACUCCAGUGA
Molecule: messenger RNA, 2994 nt
Organism: Emys orbicularis (European pond turtle)
Lineage: Eukaryota; Metazoa; Chordata; Testudines; Emydidae
Gene: TOGARAM2
Product: TOG array regulator of axonemal microtubules 2
Exons: 19
Coding region: 1-2994 (997 amino acids)
Biological process (GO): microtubule cytoskeleton organization
Cellular component (GO): cytoplasmic microtubule; cilium
Molecular function (GO): microtubule binding
Source: RefSeq, a predicted model, not a curated record